This is a messenger RNA of Rhopilema esculentum, 681 nucleotides long. Its product is annotated as c-Myc-binding protein. Gene Ontology annotation, biological process: regulation of DNA-templated transcription. NCBI's taxonomy places the organism in Eukaryota, Metazoa, Cnidaria, Scyphozoa, Rhizostomeae, Rhizostomatidae. Gene Ontology annotation, cellular component: nucleus. The record is from RefSeq and is a predicted model, not a curated record. Gene Ontology annotation, molecular function: transcription coactivator activity.
GAAAUCGAGGUAAAUCAAACUAGAGUGGUUGCUUGUCUGAUUGAAUCAUUAGAAACGACAAACGCAGGCCUUAGAAACAGAAGCGGAGCUGGUCAGUAUCAAAAUAUCUAUAUCACACUUGAUUCAUGAUGCCUGCAACUUCAGGAAAUACUGCUGGAAAGCCAGCUGAUUCGAAAAGAGAGGAAUUCCGAAAGUAUCUUGAAAAAGCAGGAGUACUUGAUGCGCUGACAAGAGUCCUUGUUGCACUGUAUGAAGAACCAGAAAAACCAAAUAAUGCAUUGGACUUCUUACGUUAUCAUCUUCAUGGAGGACCACCUGAAACAGCAGAUGUUGAAUCAUUGAAAUUACAGGUUUCAGAGUUGACUCAAAAGAAUGAAGAGCUAACAGAAGAGGUUACCCAGCUAAAGCAGAAGCUUGAGCAAUAUGAACCAAAAAAUGGAAAUGAGCAGGCUCAAGAAAGUUGAUUGUUUAGACAAGACUUGUAAAUAGUAAACUUACUUGUUCUAUUUUAUCCGUGGUUCAAAGAGGAGCUUGUCAGCUAAUAGCUUUUCUCUUCAAGAUUAUAUUUUGACCACUGGAUUCAUUUAUAACCACUGGAUUGAUGCACUUAGAUGCAAUGUUCGUAAUGUGUUUUGUUGGGUCUUAAAGUUGUAUUUGUAAUAAACUUUGAUCGUGCCAUCA